This is a messenger RNA of Chionomys nivalis (European snow vole), 1610 nucleotides long. It is a transcript of the gene Cptp, whose product is annotated as ceramide-1-phosphate transfer protein. Gene Ontology annotation, cellular component: cytoplasm; membrane; cytosol. The coding region runs from base 258 to 908 and encodes 216 amino acids. The transcript has 3 exons. Lineage: Eukaryota; Metazoa; Chordata; Mammalia; Rodentia; Cricetidae. The record is from RefSeq and is a predicted model, not a curated record. Gene Ontology annotation, molecular function: ceramide 1-phosphate transfer activity; ceramide 1-phosphate binding. Gene Ontology annotation, biological process: intermembrane lipid transfer; ceramide transport.
CUGAGCCCCUGGGGCUGCAACUCAGGACUUGUGCCCAACCGCAGUCUUCGAGCUGCCUCCUAACAGGCUGCGGGCGUGGGACAAGCAUGGGGACGCCUACCUGACAUGAUCCAGGCCGCGGAGUGCAUCUCCAUAGACAACCGGAAGGGACGGGCAAAGACUUGGCUCCCACAGCAGCCUCAUUGUAGCUUUCGUCAACCCGCUCCAUCACCGGCCUCGGUCCCCCGCCACAGGAACCCGACCCAGCUCGAUAGAAGAUGGGUGACCCAGAGUCAGAUUUCAACCUUAAAGUCGUCCUGAUCAGCUUCAAGCAGUGUCUUGCUGAAGAUGGACAAGUGCUGCUGGACCAUUACAUCACCAGCUGGAAGGGGCUAGUCAGGUUUCUGAACAGCCUGGGUGCCGUCUUCUCAUUCAUCUCCAAGGACGUAGUCUCAAAGCUGCAGAUAAUGGAAGGUCUGAGGAACAGCCCACAGUGUGAGCACUACACCAGCUUACAGUCCAUGGUCACCUACGAGGUGGGCAACAAGCUGGUAGACAUAGAUCGCCGCUCGCGGCCCCGAUACCCUAACUCGGGCUGCCGGACUGUGCUGCGCCUGCACCGUGCUCUGCGCUGGCUGCAGCUGUUCCUCGAAGGCCUGCGCACCAGCCCUGAGGAUGCUCGUACCUCCACGCUCUGCAGUGAUGCCUAUAACACCACACUGGCUGCCUAUCACUCCUGGAUCGUACGUCAAGCUGUCACUGUGGCCUUCUGCGCCCUGCCCACACGCAAGGUCUUCCUCGAGGCCAUGAAUGUGGGCUCCUCUGAGCAAGCAGUGGAGAUGCUGGGAGAGGCCCUACCCUUCAUUGAGAAUGUGUAUGACAUCUCUCAGAAGCUCUACGCUGAGCAUUCCCUGCUAGACCUGCCCUAAGGGUGCUUCCCCUACUUGGAACUGGGCUUGGGCAACCUGGGACCCCUCCCACAGCAGUGCUUUCUGGAUGCUGCUGUCCCCCUGAAAGCUGGGCUUGUUGAGGGCCACGGGCUGUGAAGAGAAAGGCAGCGGUGGCUGAACCAAGUGAGGUGGGUGGUAGCUGUGCUCUUGGUCCAGGACAAGACCAUUGAACUCCAUUUUCGUCCUCUGCUUCAGUUAUGUGUGUGUUCAGUCAGGCCUCAUUGAAGUUGGAUGGCCCAUGGAGAUGAUGGGGGAGGAGGGCUGUGUUCUACCUCCCAUGUGUGGGAUCUGGAGGUUCUGUCUCCCCCACAGUCAAUAUGCCCAGUUGGUGCGUAUCCUACCUAAGACAUGGCAUCCGUGCCAGACACACAGCCCUGGGCCUGCAUGCCUGGGUCCCCUUCAUAUUCCAGAAUCUGUCCUUGGGUAAGAUGAGGCUCCUUUGGCAGUGACGUGAAUACCAAAGACCCCUUUCCUUGCCCUUCACCUGCCUCCUUGUUAGCCUCUCUGCAUAUCAAGCAGGCCCUUGUCUCCUUGGACAUGGAAAUCAUUGAAACUGCUAGCUGAGACUUCCCCAGGAAAGCGUGCUCCUGUCAGUGCAGCCUGCUUCACAGCUUCUGCAAUAAGUAUCAGCCUUCAGAAGGUGGCCUCCCCCAAGACUCUAAAAUAAAAUGUCAGUACGAA